Molecule: messenger RNA, 312 nt
Organism: Paracoccidioides lutzii Pb01
Exons: 1
Coding region: 1-312 (103 amino acids)
Source: RefSeq, a predicted model, not a curated record
AUGUCGAUGGUUAUUGGGCGUGAUGGUCUGCGGGGAAGACGGUCAAAUCCAUGGGAUGGCAACGAAGAUGUCGGCGCGGGAAGAACUCGGAGCCGGACACUCUCGGUCUCGGAGCGGAUCGGGUGGGCGGACGGGAACGAAGAGGAACGAGGUGUCCGCGGAAACCCCACAGCAGCCCAAGUUGCCUGCCAACCCAGGGUGGUUUUGUUUGCUCGAGAACUCGAUGUUCGACGGAAUUAUGGUCGACUGCGAAUAUAUAUAUUUUCCGAUCUUCGUCUGUUGUGUCGCGUGUCUGCUAAGGACUUGAUGUGA